Cyphellophora europaea CBS 101466 is the source of this 879-nucleotide messenger RNA. RefSeq lists its product as uncharacterized. The transcript is spliced from 2 exons. Gene Ontology annotation, molecular function: oxidoreductase activity. The record is from RefSeq and is a predicted model, not a curated record. NCBI's taxonomy places the organism in Eukaryota, Fungi, Ascomycota, Eurotiomycetes, Chaetothyriales, Cyphellophoraceae. The coding region runs from base 1 to 879 and encodes 292 amino acids.
AUGAGUAGAAACUCGGAAACGUCCGCCCGCCAGGCGUUGAACCGGCUCGACGUACUGCAGUCUCACCUAACCAGCCUUCCUACUCCCGCUGGUCGACUUACCAAGCUAUCCCGCUCACUAGCCGGUCGCAAAGCCAUCGUCACCGGCGCGGCAUCCGGCAUGGGCAGAGAGACGGCCAAAGUAUUUGCAGACGAAGGCGUGCAGGUCGCCGUCCUGGACCUGACUUCGGACGGCGUGCAAAGCGUCGUCGACCAGAUCAACGCCGUCCAUCCAGGCCGCGCGCGAGGUUGGGUAUGCGAUGUCUCUGACCGCAAUCGUAUCAAGCAGGUGAGUAAAGAGGUCAUUGUCGCUUUUGGCGGUCUAGAUAUCUUGGUCAACAACGCUGGCGUUUCACUCGGUGGUGGCGCCUUUGACGACGACGACUCGUUCGAAACACGCUGGGACAAGACGGUGGCCAUCAAUCUCGACGCUCUCGUCAUAUUCAUACGCGCCUGUGUCCCAGCUUUGCUGAAGAGCGAUGCUGCGCGGAUCGUCAAUAUCGCCAGCACAGAGCAUUUUGUGACGGGGCCUGGAAAUGCGUCUUACAGUGCCACGAAAUCUGCUGUUACAGGCUUGACGAGGUCCAUGGCGGUGGAGCUGGGGAAGUAUCAGAACAUCACGGUUAACACGGUUUGUCCGGGUCCCAUUAUUACUUCGAUGACGGCGCGAAUAUCGCCUGAGCUUAAAGAAUCGUACGCAAAACGGAGGGUGCCGAUGAGGCGGUAUGCCGAUCCAGAAGAGGUUGCUCAGGUAACCGCCAGCAUCUGUUUGCCGGCCUCGUCCUAUCUUCACGGUGCAACGAUACCAGUCGAUGGCGGCAUGACGAUCCGGCAUACAUGA